GUUUGAUAACAAACCGGUUUCCGAAGGUUUCGAUUUCGCUGAUGGGACGAGCGAGCAAUUCAAAGCGGCAAUCGUCAACAUUUUAGAAAUGUCCUUGAAUAAUGACACUUAACAUCUAGAAUCUUGGAGAUUAUCUCUCGAUAAUCCACAUUAGGAGAGGCUGUCGCUCUUUGAUUGGAGGAAAAACUCGAAAAAACCCAGUUCCUUAUUUUCCUCGUACGAGCACUCGUCGAGGUCGAGAGGUAAUCGCAGCCAAGUAUGACGUAGGAAUAAUGAGCACGUUACGUUGCAUUGACAGAAGCGUGACUCAUGCUAAACAAACCUUAAGAACGAACAUACAACAAGUGUUUCAUAAGCAGUCACGGAACCUCAGAAGCCGAGUUAACAACGAAACGAGCAAGACAUAUAGUGAACAGUAAAAAUAUGCCUGACAUUGUGAGGCUGAGAGGGUUCUCGACGCUGAGUGACGGAAUAGCUCUCGAGUUCGUCGAACCCGUGCCGACGCAGAUCAGAUGUUCCACCUGUGGGGACAUCGUUGGAAUAUUAUGGAGGUCCAAAUGCCAGCACGGCUUUUGUACUCGGUGCCUGGAGAAUUUACUGGGACAGGGGAGCAAGUCCAUCUGUCCCGUCGAUGCAGCCGACAUACGCAGAAACGAGCUUACAGAAGACACAUCAGUGCAACAGGCCGCUGCACCGCUUCAGGUUCACUGUCUCAACAAGGAAACGGGCUGCGGAGAAGUGUUACAAAUAGGCACGUUAAACGAACACCUCCAAAAUUGUACAGUUCAGUCCGAAGUUCCAGCCAGACCACCGAGACGUUUGGACCAGUCGACUCCAAGCACUUCAACGGCACAGGAACCGGAAGAAGAGGUUUCUUGUUGUCGCGCGAUGCAGCCUACGACAGCGUGUUGGAUGUCUUCGCUCGGAUGCUCCUUUCAAGGUCCUCGAGCUGAACUGGAAAAUCACGAAAGCGACUGGGAGUCACACCGGCAGCUCAUCGUAACCAGGAUGUCGGAGUACAGGCGGAAUAUGGAGGACAUACUGGCUGAACGUGACUUGUUGCGGAACCAACUGAACGAAGCUCACGGGACAGUCAAAGAACUGAAGACAAACUUUGAACGACACCUGCAAGAAUGCUCAGCAAGAGAUGACAUGCUCCUGCUUCAGCUUCGAGACAUGAGCGUUCGUGUCACCAAUGUGGAACAAGAUAAUUCUUCCAGACGACCGUUUCAGGACCUACGAGGCGGACCCGACGGCGACAUGUCGGCAAACUUCAACGCUGCAGCAAACCUUCCUACUGCUCCUUCAGAAUCCCAGUUUGGAUCCAUGCUAAGUGGGUUUACCAUGAGUAACAGCUCCGUGGUUGUGACCGGACACGCGGAUGAUGUCGUCUGCCCCGACGGAGUGUUUCACUGGCGCCUGUCUGAAUACGGUCGGGCAAAACGUCGUGAACGCCACGCCCCCAAGAAGUACACUUCCAGUCCUAGUUUCUACACCGGUACGCCGGGGUACCACCUCAAGCUCCGCCUCUUCCUCAAUGGCAUCGGCCAAUCACGACGUGGGAAAUUCAUGGCAGUCAAUUUGGUGCUCAUGCAAGGCCGGCAUGACGCAGAAGUGCAGUGGCCAUUUCGACAAAAGGUGACUGUCAUGUUGCUCGACCAGUCACCAGGCGGUCAACACGUCUCGUAUACCAUCAACGAUCCUGGAUUUCCUCGUCCGCAGACGGAUUACACCAUCCCUUACGUCUGGCAAGAAUUUAUUGCCAUCGAUGAACUUGAGAGAAAUGGAAAGUACUUGUGCAGCGACAGUAUCUGUUUCAAAGUUAUCAUUGAACCAGUUGGGGGAGUGUACCCCAGCCUGCUCGGUUAAGAAGUGUUCUAAAAAAUUCUCGAACCAAAUACUCAAUUUUCACCCAAGUGUUACUGCACUAAAUUUAAUGCCACAGAUACUUGAUUGGCUGCAGUAUGGAAGAUAAUCAGCAACAAAAGGAACAUGAGACAAUGUGCAUACCUCACUGUGCAUUCAGCUGUCUUGCUAUUUUGAUUUUAUCACUGAUUGUUUCCUAUAGUGCAGCCAGUUAAUACCUGCAAGGGAAGUACUACAUGACUACUAUGUAUUAGCAUAUGCAAUAGCAGAGAGAAUACAUGGAUAAAAAAGCAACAGUACAUGCGCAGGUAUCAGUGGCAUAUGGGUAUCAGUUUUUUUUUUUUUUUUUCUUGGGGUGGGCUUUCUCAAACCUUGAGACUGUACUUAUAAUGAAAUUGUGCAACUCAUGUAAUGUGUGUGUGCAAGGGUCAAUAAACACCUUGCAACCUCAAGUAUGUCUAAAAGACAAAAAACACUUAUCAGUUGUACUGAAGAACAGUUGCCAUGUUAACAGGCAAGAACUGGCUCAGACUUUAAUGAUGGCUUCUAUUUUUAUUUCAUUUAAUUUUUAUUUAAUGCCAUUUUUAUUCAAAUAAAUUUUUAUUUUACUUUUACUGAAGAACCGUUGAAUCGUUAGCAGGCAAGAGCUGAAUUCCAGAGACCAACUCUCAGACUUUGAUGAUGGCUUUUAUUAAUUUAUGUGACACCAGUAGAGAAAUAACAGACUGCCCAGCAGGAUAAAGGACCUCCCACCAUGCAAGGAAGACCUAAUGCCCGUGCCGGUCCUUUUUCCAUGAUUUGGUCUUCGCACCCACAGCUCCGUUUGCCUAUGUACACGUGCACCACGGACAAAACUAGACACUUCUUUUCACAUAGAAAAAUAACACGGCACUAACUCUUUUUGCUCGUACAAUGAUCGCUUCGAAAAUGAAGCGAGGAGAAAAAAAUUCGUUAAUCUCGCGCUCCGGCAACGAAUGGAGCAGUUUGGCCGCCAAGCGGGAACAUUGCACCAGAGGAGGUCUGCUUCAUAGAGAUCAUUCAAAACUAGUAACAAACAUAAAUGUAACGUGAAAAAAAAAAAAGAAAA
Molecule: messenger RNA, 2953 nt
Organism: Ornithodoros turicata
Lineage: Eukaryota; Metazoa; Arthropoda; Arachnida; Ixodida; Argasidae
Product: TNF receptor-associated factor 3-like
Exons: 12
Coding region: 424-1869 (481 amino acids)
Molecular function (GO): protein binding
Source: RefSeq, a predicted model, not a curated record